Messenger RNA from Sorghum bicolor (sorghum), 2050 nucleotides. RefSeq lists its product as uncharacterized. Gene Ontology annotation, molecular function: mRNA binding; protein binding. The record is from RefSeq and is a predicted model, not a curated record. Bases 473 to 1732 code for a protein of 419 amino acids. Lineage: Eukaryota; Viridiplantae; Streptophyta; Magnoliopsida; Poales; Poaceae. The transcript has 3 exons.
AGCAACCAUCGGAUUUCCUUCUCCAACCUCUCUUCCCCCACGAAUCGUGCUCCCAUCCGCCCCAUCCGCCGCCGGCACCACCAUGCCCCUUCUUCGCCGAGUGGGAGGCGACAGAUCCGUCUCCUAGCUCUUGCGGCACCGUGCGAGGAGCCGGCCGGCGAGGAGCGCGGCUCCGGUGGCCCCACGCGUGGAAGGAGCGCGGGCUCCGGCGGCCCGACGUGUGGAAGGCGAGCCCGUCUCCGGACUGAGGACACCGAAGGCCGAGCGCACCGGAGGCCAGUAACCUGCAGCGGCGUGCGGAGCUCUUAUCUCGGCACAAUCCACCCCUCCUGACGGGAUAGAAUCCGUGGGAUAAGAGGAGCAAUACCCUUUUGUUUGUCUGCUAAAUUUGAGUACACAAGUACUUAAGCUGCUGGAUUUGGAGUGGCGAACACGGCCCUUCUCAGUGUGGGGAGAUUAGGGGUGUGGGGAGAUGUAUCGUGGGGGCCUUGACCGCUUCAAGAAGGCACAGACCUUGGAGCCCUUCUCAGUGAAGGAGUCAAGCACCAAGAACGCAGCUGCAGCUGCAGGGACAGCUAAAGCACCACCGGCUCCAUUGACACUGCCACAGAAUUCUAAUUUUGUGCCAGGUCAGAAUCACCAAAGUCCACAAGGUACCAGCUCCAGGGUGGCUGGGCAAGAUGGUGUUGCUCCUGGGCAUGUUGGGACACAGGUCGGUGGAGGGCAGUCGACGUGGCAACCUCCCGACUGGGCGAUUGAGCCGUGUCCUGGUGUCUACUAUCUUGAUGUGGUGAAAGAUGGGGAGGUCAUUGACAGGAUCAAUCUGGACAACAGGAGGCAUCUAUUCGGGAGGCAGGUUCCUGCUUGUGACUUCGUGUUGGACCAUCAAUCUGUGUCGCGUCAGCAUGCUGCUGUUAUUCCACACAGGAAUGGAAGCAUCUAUGUUAUCGACUUGGGAUCAGUUCAUGGCACGUUUGUUGCGAAUGAGAGAUUAACAAAAGACAGCCCUGUUGAACUUGAGGUUGGACAGUCACUUCGCUUUGCUGCAUCAACCAGAACCUAUAUCCUGCGAAAAAACACAGCUGCUCUAUUUCCAACUCCUAGCCUUCCAUCAGAUAUCAGUUUGCCAUCUCCUCCAGAUCCCAAUGAUGAAGAUGCUGUUGUGGCAUACAAUACAGUUCUUAACCGCUAUGGUAUUAGUAGAUCUGACAUAUUAUCCAGUUCUAAAGAUUCUUCUAGAGGUGCCUCUGGUGCAAAUAAUGAUAAACAUGCAGUUGAAAGGCCUUUGAAGAGAAGUAAAAAGCGCAGAGUGUCAUUUAGAGAUCAGGUUGGAGGAGAACUUAUCCAAGUGGUUGGGAUUUCAGAUGGUGCAGAUGUUGGAACUGAACCCGGCCCUGUAGGUGUGAAGGAAGGCAGUCUUGUUGGGAAGUAUGAAUCUCUUGUACAGGUUACUGUCAUACCGAAGGGAAAGGAGCAAGCAUCACCAAAAGAAUAUACCUCUACCUCAACGAGUGGUGUAACGGAUAAGCUACAAGAGGUGCUUAAAAAAGUAAAGAGCACAACAAAACCUGGAAUUUACGAUGAUCUUUAUGGGGAUUCUGUUCCAGCAAAAGUGGGCUCAUCUUGGGCAUACAAAUCAGAUGACCUGUCAGAUAAAGCCCAACCUGUUGAGGAGAAGACACAUAGCAUGAAUUCAGCCGAUGACAGUGAUGACUUGUUUGGUGACUCGUGAUUCAGAAUCGUCAGUGGAUACAAACAAAUAUAUUCUUCAGAAUUUCGUGGCAGAGCUGUUUCAUUUGUUAGAGGCUUUUUUUGGGGGGGCUUAGUUAUACAUGAUUGUACCCUUCUGCAAAUCAAGGUGUGUUCUUUUUGGCUGAUGUGAGCAACUUAAGGACACGCUUUCAUAUAGUGAUGCUCAUUGUGAGUUUAACCUUGUUUCCCCCCCUUUUUUUUUCUUAAUCACUUUGGUGAAUUUUGACCAGCACUGUUUCUUUUACCCAGCCUGCUUUGGGCCUUGUUUACUUCCCAGAAAAUUUUGCAAAACUUUUCA